Messenger RNA from Tinamus guttatus (white-throated tinamou), 1620 nucleotides. The record is from RefSeq and is a predicted model, not a curated record. NCBI's taxonomy places the organism in Eukaryota, Metazoa, Chordata, Aves, Tinamiformes, Tinamidae.
UUUUCACAGUUGUUCAGCGAAAAGAUAAGUGGGGCAGAAGGAACAAAAUUAGAUGAAGAAUUCCAGGAGAUGGAAAGGAAAAUUGAUGUCACUAAUAAAGCUGUAGCUGAGCUUCUAUCCAAAUCAACAGAGUAUCUCCAGCCAAAUCCAGCAUACAGAGCCAAGCUGGGAAUGCUGAACACUAUGUCAAAGAUCAGAGGACAAGUUAAAACCACAGGCUAUCCCCAGACAGAGGGCCUCCUGGGAGACUGCAUGAUACGGUAUGGCAGAGAGCUUGGAGAUGAUUCUAUGUUUGGCACUGCACUACUGGAUGUUGGUGAAAGCAUGAAACAAAUGGCAGAGGUGAAAGACUCGCUUGAUAUUAAUGUCAAACAAAAUUUCAUUGAUCCUCUACAGUUACUGCAAGACAAAGAUUUAAAAGAGAUUGGGCAUCAUCUGAAGAAACUGGAAGGUCGUCGUUUGGAUUACGAUUAUAAAAAGAAGCGUCUUGGGAAGAUACCAGAUGAAGAAGUCAAACUAGCAGUAGAAAAGUUUGAAGAGUCAAAGGAACUGGCUGAAAGAAGCAUGUUCAACUUCUUAGAAAAUGAUGUAGAGCAAGUUAGCCAGUUGGCCGUGUUUGUAGAAGCAGCGCUAGAUUACCAUAAACAAUCCACAGAAAUAUUGGAGGAUCUGCAGAGCAAGCUGCAAAACCGAAUAAAUGUAGCAUCUAGUCGGCCUAAACGUGAACUUAAGUCAAAGCCUGUAAUAACUACAACCCUGGAAAUCGGUGAUAAUCAGCAGCACAAUGGGAUUGCUUAUAGUUCUUCAAUAAAAUCAUCAGGUUCUUCAAUGCACAUGGACCAGCCUUGCUGCCAAGCUCUGUAUGACUUUGAGCCGGAAAACGAAGGCGAGCUUGGCUUUAAGGAGGGGGACAUCAUCACUUUGACCAAUCAGAUUGAUGAGAAUUGGUAUGAAGGGAUGUUACACGGAGAGUCCGGCUUCUUCCCCAUUAAUUAUGUUGAAGUGAUGGUACCCUUGCCUCAGUGAUUGUGUCAUUAAAGCUGUGAACAUGAUUUCUCGACUGAAAUGGAUUCACAAAUGUUCUAUCAGUGUGGCAUUCUGUGAAAGCCUUGCUAUUUGACUGACUUACUGACUUUUGUAUGCGUCUUUUUAAAAUGUAUUUAUUUUAUAUUCAAAAAAAUUUUACCCUCUCUGUCUUCAUCAACCUGCAAAAAGACCCAUGCCCAGUUUUUUUGCUUUGUGCCUUGAAGAUCACUGUAUGAAGUGUUUACUGGUAGCUCACUGUUGCUCCAAAAAUGCAUUUCUUUGCUAUUAUUGUAUGUGGAUUUUUUUUUAAUCUUUGGCUGCAAUGAUUUUACUCUUGAAAAGCAUUUAAAAAAAUACUGUAAGUGAAGCUAACUGUAACCAGUUCCUAAGUUACUGAUGUCCUUGAGCUUUUCUCACUUAUCACUCUGUAAUUUAUUGUGAACAAGUUAAUCCAUGUCUCAAAUUGUAUGUUGACAAAAGGCAAAGUGGUUGUUGUCAAUAUUAUGACGUUGUUGUACUAAGUACAAGCUCUCAGAAUUGAAAAUUCCUAUAGUUUACUGACCAAACUUAAUAAAUAUUUCUGUGGGAAAAGAA